Hymenoscyphus albidus is the source of this 1206-nucleotide messenger RNA. The record is from the annotation of a GenBank genome assembly. Lineage: Eukaryota; Fungi; Ascomycota; Leotiomycetes; Helotiales; Helotiaceae.
AUGAAGAGCAUACCAUUGGCAUUCACAGCAUGUCUUUUCAGCCUGGUACUAGCCGAGGAGGAACUAUUAUUGAGACUGGCGAAGAAGGGAGGCGAUUCCAAUGCUCCACCGCCGCCUGGCCCCCGUCUUCCAGAGGAAAGUCCAUCACAAACUUCAAUACUACUACCAAGAACCUCCGUGGCCUCCUCACUUGAGCCCUCAUCGACAUCCUCGAUACCAAUCACAGAGACCACUACUCUAUCUGUGAUUCCAACACCACCUACAACCUCCAACUCUCCCGAGCCAAUAUCUUCUGGCUCACCUGAUUCAACAACAACAACAGUAGUCUCUACUGGUCUCCCUCCAACCCCUCCAUUCGCCACUUCUACUCGAACUCACUCCAAUCCAAUGGCCUCUGGCACUCCCGGACCUGAGUCAAAUAGGGACGAUGGUCGCCGAAACCUGAUCAUUGUGCUCUCUGCAAUCUUGGGUGUACUUGGCUUGAUAUUCCUCGCUGUUGCAUUUUGUCUUGUGCGGCGCUAUCAGAAAGGACAACGGCCAUUUUCUCACAGAGGUGCCACUCCCAUUGACGACGAAGAGAUAGCAUCAUGGCGUGCCCCAAGCUCUGAGCAAAAAGCACCAAUGCUGCCAGAACUCCCAGAAUUACCAGCACCAGUUGUGGAUGCAAAUACCAUUGGAUUGUCACAUUUCCCAGGUCGGAUGUGGAAUGCACAACUACCACAGACAACCCCAACACAUUCCCGACGACCUUCGGCAAUAAUACCCGAAAGUCCUUCCUCUAUGGCAAGAUCCCCAAACUCCAGAGCAGGACUUACAGAUCAGUCUGUUCCUGGGGAUGAAGCCUAUAUUCCGUCCAUAAAACGACAAAGUUCCCGUCUCACGAAAGCACCACCUGGACACACGCGAACGAAAAGUCGAACGAGCUCUGUCAGCAACAGAAGCAUAUGGAGUUACAAUGGACCAAGGACUUCGACCACCAAUGAUGGGAAGCCCAAGGAACGACUUGCACUUACCACAACAUGGUAUGACCCUGAGAGCGACAGCAUCGGCCGAGAAUAUCGGGAAUACGAUCAAAGCACCAGCUCGCCAGGAACAUCAACGUUUGACGGAUUUGCAGCAGGAGGGUUGAGUCCUCGACCUUCUAGUCGACCUAGACUUUGGGCAAAUACCUCUACAGAGAAGGAGAUCGGAAGAGCUAUUGCAUAG